Moneuplotes crassus is the source of this 1057-nucleotide messenger RNA. Lineage: Eukaryota; Ciliophora; Spirotrichea; Euplotida; Euplotidae. The record is from the annotation of a GenBank genome assembly.
AACGAAUGUCUGUAUACAAUGGCUUCGUAAGCAGAGCAAUAGAGACUUCAUACAUGAAAGCCCUUUACAAUAUGACUUUCCUCCUGCAGUUACAGCUCACUAAGUUCCUCCAAAAAGAUACUCCGAUUCGUGAAGAAAAUUUCAAACAACACUUUGAAAAACUGUAUCAGAAAAUAGUUGCUCUUGAUAAUAAAUAAAUAUCAACCUCCCAAAUACUCAUAUUCACUGAAGAACUUAGCGAAACAUUUCAAGGUGUACCAACCAGAUGCAAUAGAGCCUAUCCCAAGCACUAAGAACUCCUUCAGCUCAUCAUUUUCCAAGCUGAACCAGACAGAGAGUUUUCCGUCCCAUCGGCUAUCUCUCGACCCGAACAAAUACUCUAAACUAAGCCCAGUUAGGAAGGAGAAGAACCGGAAUUCAAAAAGCAGUAAAAGGUACAGACAUGAGGCACCCAAGAUGUAUAAGUAACGAUGGCUCUAAGAAGGUCUCAAUAUCUCAAGAAAUCAGCCAGUUCCUUAAGAAAAAUAGUAAGAUUGGCUGUGGAAGCAUGAGUCCGGCAAACCAGAACUCUCAAGGCAAAGGAAAUAUUAAGAGAGGCUGAAACUUGAUCCUGCUCAAUUCUAGUAAUGAGAGACCUAUUUAAAACUCAGCAUAAUCCAAGGAGAAAGAACAGGCCUCAGAAACUGAAUAAGACAGCUAGCAAUGCGAAAAGGAUUGAAACUCCCCUCAGAUUAGAGUCACAUCCUUUCAGAGUAUCUCGGGAGUUUCUAAAUCUGAGCUCAAACUUUGAUCCUCCAGUGCUACCCUUGCAUACUGUUACUAAAAAGAGGAAAAUCAAGCAUCCAAAUAGACAGAACUUCAAAGGACAAGGAGAGUCUAGUCAGCUUAGGAAGAACCUGGCCCUUGAUAGUUCUUUUGGAGGGAUAAACCAAAACUUUAUGACUACAGGCGUCCAAAAGAUCGAUAUCUUAGUGAACGUACUCAAGCGUGACAUGAUGCUCAACCAGUAGAGUUUUCGGAUAAUCAAGAUCACAUUAUGCAACAUGCUAAUUCAAUU